AUGCGCUGUGGCCCUGCACCAACGCGCACCAGCCGCUGCACUACUCCGCGCCGGUCCGUUUACACGCACACCUCCACACGCGUCCACACACAACUACUGGUGCCUGGAGUCCACGCAGCGCACGCACGCGCUGUGAACCUGCACCAACGCGCACCAGCCGCUGCACUACUCCGCGCCGGUCCGUACACACGUACACCUCCACACGCGUCCACUCACAACUACUGGUGCCUGAAGUCCACGCAGCGCACGCACGCGCUGUGGACCUGCACCAACGCGCGACCUGCACCAACGCGCACCAGCCGCUGCACUACUCCGCGGCGCGCACGCACGCGCUGUGGACCUGCACCAACGCGCGACCUGCACCAACGCGCACCAGCCGCUGCACUACUCCGCGCCGGUCCCACACGCACACCUCCACACACGUCCACACAUAACUACUGGUGCCUGGAGUCCACGCAGCGCCGCACGCGCUGUGGCCCUGCACCAACGCGCACCAGCCGCUGCACUCCCCGUCAUCACUCUGGUCUGGGUCCCCCACGCCGCCGCUGUGGCCCUGCACCAACCGCCCCCCCGUUUACCCACUCCACACGUCAACACACGGUGCCUGGAGUCCGCGCAGCGCACGCCCGCUUGAACCCCCCAACCUGUGUCAUCACGUCCACUCACAACUACUCGGUGCCUGAUCCACGACACGCGCGCUGUGGACCUCACCAACCGCGACCUGCACCAACGCGCACCACCCUGCAUCGGUGUACCUCCAGCGUCCACACACAACUACUGGUGCCUGGAGUCCACGCAGCGCACGCACGCGCUGUGGCCCUGCACCAACGCGCACCAGCCGCUGACUCCGCGCCGUCCGUACACGCACACCUCCACGUCCACACAACUACUGGUGCCUGGAGUCACGCAGCGCGCGCACGCGCUGUGGCCCUGCAUGCAACGCGCACCAGCCGCUGCACUACUCCGCGCCGCGCACGCACGCGCUGUGGACCUGCACCAACGCGCGACCUGCACCAACGCGCACCAGCCGCUGCACUACUCCGCGCCGGUCCGUACACACGCACACCUCCACACACGUCCACACAUAACUACUGGUGCCUGGAGUCCACGCAGCGCACGCACGCGCUGUGGCCCUGCACCAACGCGCACCAGCCGCUGCACUACUCCGCGCCGGUCCGUACACUCGCACACCUCCACACACGUCCACACAUAACUACUGGUGCCUGGAGUCCCCGCAGCGCACGCACGCCGGGUCUGCACCAACGCGCACCAGCCGCUGCACUACUCCGCGCCGGUCCGUACACACGCACACCUCCACACACGUCCACACAUAACUACUGGUGCCUGGAGUCCCCGCAGCGCACGCACGCGCUGUGGCCCUGCACCAACGCGCACCAGCCGCUGCACUACUCCGCGCCGGUCCGUACACACGCACACCUCCACACACGUCCACACAUAACUACUGGUGCCUGGAGUCCCCGCAGCGCACGCACGCGCUGUGGCCCUGCACCAACGCGCACCAGCCGCUGCACUACUCCGCGGCGGUCCCGCACCACCUCCACACGCGUCCACACACAACUACUGGUGCCUGGAGUCCACGCAGCGCACGCACGCGCUGUGGACCUGCACCAACGCGCGACCUGCACCAACGCGCACCAGCCGCUCCACUACUCCGCGCCGGUCCGUACACACGCACACCUCCACACACGUCCACACAUAACUACUGGUGCCUGGAGUCCACGCAGCGCACGCACGCGCUGUGAACCUGCACCAACGCGCACCAGCCGCUGCACUACUCCGCGCCGGUCCGUACACACGUACACCUCCACACGCGUCCACUCACAACUACUGGUGCCUGAAGUCCACGCAGCGCACGCACGCGCUGUGGACCUGCACCAACGCGCGACCUGCACCAACGCGCACCAGCCGCUGCACUACUCCGCGGCGGUCCGUUUACACGCACACCUCCACACACGUCCACACAUAACUACUGGUGCCUGGAGUCCACGCAGCGCACGCACGCGCUGUGGCCCUGCACCAACGCGCACCAGCCGCUGCACUACUCCGCGCCGCGCACGCACGCGCUGUGGACCUGCACCAACGCGCGACCUGCACCAACGCGCACCAGCCGCUGCACUACUCCGCGCCGGUCCGUACACACGCACACCUCCACACACGUCCACACAUAACUACUGGUGCCUGGAGUCCACGCAGCGCACGCACGCGCUGUGGCCCUGCACCAACGCGCACCAGCCGCUGCACUACUCCGCGCCGGUCCGUACACACGCACACCUCCACACACGUCCACACAUAACUACUGGUGCCUGGAGUCCCCGCAGCGCACGCACGCGCUGUGGCCCUGCACCAACGCGCACCAGCCGCUGCACUACUCCCGCCGGCCGUCUACACGCACACCUCCACACACGUCCACACAUAACUACUGGUGCCUGGAGUCCCCGCAGCGCACGCACGCGCUGUGGCCCUGCACCAACGCGCACCAGCCGCUGCACUACUCCGCGCCGGUCCGUACACACGCACACCUCCACACGCGUCCACACACAACUACUGGUGCCUGGAGUCCACGCAGCGCACGCACGCGCUGUGGCCCUGCACCAACGCGCACCAGCCGCUGCACUACUCCGCGCCGGUCCGUACACACGCACACCUCCACACGCGUCCACACACAAAUACUGGUGCCUGGAGUCCACGCAGCGCACGCACGCGCUGUGGCCCUGCACCAACGCGCACCAGCCGCUGCACUACUUCGCGCCGGUCCGUACACACACACCUCCACACGCGUCCACCGACCACUACUGGUGCCUGGAGUCCACGCAGCGCACGCACGCGCUGUGGCCCUGCACCAACGCGCACCAGCCGCUGCACUACUCCGCGCCGGUCCGUACACACGCACACCUCCACACGCGUCCACACACAACUACUGCGCACGCACGCGCUGUGGCCCUGCACCAACGCGCACCAGCCGCUGCACUACUCCGCGCCGGUCCGUACACACGCACACCUCCACACACGUCCACACAUAACUACUGGUGCCUGGAGUCCCGCGCACGCGCACGCACGCGCUGUGGCCCUGCACCAACGCGCACCAGCCGCUGCACUACUCCGCGGCGGUCCGUUUACACGCACACCUCCACACGCGUCCACACACAACUACUGGUGCCUGGAGUCCACGCAGCGCACGCACGCGCUGUGACCCUGCACCAACGCGCACCACCGCUGCACUACUCCGCGCCGGUCCGUACACGCACACCUCCACACGCGUCCACACACAACUACUGGUGCCUGGAGUCCGCGCAGCGCACGCACGCGCUGGUGAACCUGCACCAACGCGCACCAGCCGCUGCACUACUCCGCGCGGUCCGUUUACACGCGUACACCUCCACACGCGUCCACUCACAACUACUGGUGCCUGGAGUCCACGCAGCGCACGCACGCGCUGUGGACCUGCACCCAACGCGCACCAGCCGCUGCACUACUCCGCGCCGGUCCGUACACACGUACACCUCCACACGCGUCCACUCACAACUACUGGUGCCUGGAGUCCACGCAGCGCACGCACGCGCUGUGGACCUGACGCCUGCACCAACGCGCACCAGCCGCUGCACUACUCCGCGCCGCGCACGCACGCGCUGUGGCCCUGCACCAACGCGCACCAGCCGCUGCACUACUUCGCGCCGGUCCGUACACACGCACACCUCCACACGCGUCCACACACAAAUACUGGUGCCUGGAGUCCACGCAGCGCACGCACGCGCUGUGGCCCUGCACCAACGCGCACCAGCCGCUGUACUACUCCGCGCCGGUCCGUACACACGCACACCUCCACACGCGUCCACACACAACUACUGGUGCCUGGAGUCCACGCAGCGCACGCACGCGCUGUGGCCUCUGCACCAACGCGCACCAGCCGCUGCACUACUCCGCGCCGGUCCGUACACACGCACACCUCCACACGCGUCCACACACAACUACUGGUGCCUGGAGUGCACCACGCAGCGCACGCACGCGCUGUGGCCCUGCACCAACGCGCACCAGCCGCUGCACUACUCUGCGCCGGCCUCUCACUACAUGAGCUCUGCGUACUGCGGCACUCGGGAGGGUUCCCGUUUCUUGGUGACGGGUGGAUCGGACCAGCGCAUCCGGUACUGGGACUUGGAACAUCCUGAGGACUCGUACGUCCUCGUCCACGCUCCCGGGGACCAGCUGCGUUCCUCACCUGGAGCCGUUAAAUAUAGAAGUAGAAUAAUUGAUGGAACAACAGUAAUCCAAGAAUGUUCAAAACUUAAUCCAAGUGCACCUAUUUCCAUACAAGAGGACAACGUCUACCGCACAGUGGAGUCCCGUACAUUCUAUCACACUGCACCCAUCACAGAUAUCACCAUGGUUGAAGGGAACAAAUGUUAUCUAGUCAGCUCAUCAGCAGACGGCGUAAUUAAUGUCUGGAAAUAA
Molecule: messenger RNA, 4467 nt
Organism: Parnassius apollo (apollo)
Lineage: Eukaryota; Metazoa; Arthropoda; Insecta; Lepidoptera; Papilionidae
Source: the annotation of a GenBank genome assembly